Emiliania huxleyi CCMP1516 is the source of this 699-nucleotide messenger RNA. RefSeq lists its product as hypothetical. The coding region runs from base 28 to 546 and encodes 172 amino acids. The transcript has a single exon. Lineage: Eukaryota; Haptophyta; Isochrysidales; Noelaerhabdaceae. The record is from RefSeq and is a predicted model, not a curated record.
GCGGCGGCCGCGGCGGCUGCGCUGGAGAUGCAAGAGAGCGUUUUGCGAGAGCGAGCGGAGGCGGAGGGGCGGGCGAGCGCGGCGGCGCGGAGGGAGGCGAGGGACAGGGCUGCGGAGGAGGCGCGCUCGCAGCGCGUCGCGUCCGCGAGCGGCGCCGCGGAGGCGCUGCAGCGUAAGCACCGCGGCGCGCUGAAGAAGCUGCGGCAGGCCACCGAGCUGCAGUCUGCCGAGCAGCUCAACGAGGCGCAGCGGGCCAAGCUGGCUGCGCUUCCUUCACUGCAGGCCGAGGUCGAGGCGCUGGCGGCCGAGGCGGCCGAGGCGGCCGAGGCGAGCCGCGCCGUCGAGGAGGCGGCGGAGGCGGAGCGGCGAGCCGAGGCUGCGCGGCGCAGCGACGAGGCGCGGGCGGAGGCCGAGGAGGCGGCGCGGCGGGAGGAGGAGGCGCGCGCCCGCUGGGAGGAGAGCGAGCGCAGGACGGCGGAGGCGGCCGAGGUGGCGAAGGCCCUCUCGGUGGAGCGGUUUGCGUACGUGGCGCCUGAGUGGCGGUGAGGACCCACAUCCAGAGAUUUGUGGCGGCGCCAGAUUCGCGCCUUCACUGUCUCUUGAGUCGAUAUGUCGCUGUGUGCCUCUCUUCACUGUCUCUUGAGUCGAUAUGUCGGGUGUCUGGAGCCUCGAUUUUUAUCGAUCAUCCGCCCUCCAAAA